Messenger RNA from Manihot esculenta (cassava), 1126 nucleotides. RefSeq names its product auxin-induced protein 22D. Bases 204 to 785 code for a protein of 193 amino acids. The transcript has 4 exons. NCBI's taxonomy places the organism in Eukaryota, Viridiplantae, Streptophyta, Magnoliopsida, Malpighiales, Euphorbiaceae. Gene Ontology annotation, cellular component: nucleus. The record is from RefSeq and is a predicted model, not a curated record. Gene Ontology annotation, biological process: regulation of DNA-templated transcription. Gene Ontology annotation, molecular function: protein binding.
CCUCGAUGCUUUUCCUUAUGAAUCAGCCUUAUAAAGUCAAUUGUCCAUUGUGCUUUUAUCAUCAAGUCAUACCAGAGUUUCCUUCCAAAAUCUGAUUCGAAAAUUUUCCCGGAAAAUUACCUCCUCCAGGUUCAAAAUCGUAGUUUUCAGUAAAGAGUACCUUAAUCAAUAGAAGCUGUAGCCAAAAGCAUCGGCUUGAAUCAAUGGCAUACGAAGGCGAUCUCCAUCUGAAGGCAACAGAGCUAAGGUUAGGGUUGCCGGGGAGCGAUGAACCUCAGAAACAAUAUACUCCGAAUGCAAGGAGCAACAAAAGAGCCUCACCAGAAAUAUCAGAAGAGUCUAGGACCAGAAGCAAUUCCAGUGCAUCGAUUGCUGAAAAUGGUGACAGGGAAAUUGAUGCACCUCCUGCCAAGGCACAAGUAGUGGGAUGGCCACCUAUCAGAUCUUAUAGGAAAAAUUGUUUUCAAACGGAGCAAAAUGAUGCUAAGGGUUCCUGCAUAUAUGUCAAAGUAAGCGUAGAUGGUGCUCCUUACUUGAGGAAGAUUGAUCUUAAGGUGUACAAGUGCUACCCAGAGCUCCUCAAGGCUUUGGAGAAUAUGUUCAGGCUAACUAUUGGCGAGUAUUCAGAGAGAGAAGGGUACAAUGGAUCUAACUAUUCUCCUACUUAUGAAGACAAAGAUGGCGACUGGAUGCUCGUUGGAGAUGUUCCAUGGGAAAUGUUUAUUUGUUCCUGCAAGAGGCUGAGAAUUAUGAGAGGAUCAGAAGCUAAAGGAUUGAGGAAUUGAGCUGUUUUUAUAUAAAGGCUGAGGAAAUAUUAUAAUCCACUAAGGUGAUGCUGACAAAAACGUAUAGAAACAUUGAGAUUCAGAGGAACAUGCAUUUGGAUUGUGUUUAAAGGAUCGAUCGGAGACAGAUUGAUCAGAUCUUUCUAUGGAAUUUUGGCUUUCGUCCUCUGGAUUUUUUUUUAUCUUAUUAGAGUUCAUAUAUAUACAGGAAAAAUAAUGAAGCAGCAAAUUUCAAGAUUCAAUUGUACAAAUUGGGGAAAAACAUUACUUAAGAUUUCUAUAUGUAUUGAUCAUUUAGGAUUAGAAACACAGUAUUAUACAAUUUUACUUUUUUCGAGAGU